UCUCCAACAAACAUAUCGAAAACCCCAAAUUUCUACUCUCUAGAUCUCUCUCUCCUACCUCGCAUAUUUAGUGCCGGUCAGGCGGUUAUCACUGUCUCGCCGGCGACGGAAAAUCUCAAGACCGGAUCAAUCGCGGUAUCUCAAUCGGCGAUUGCGUUGAAAUGAGUACAGGAGAGCUUAUAAGUAUUGAACCGGAGGAACUUCAAUUCCCAUUCGAAUUGAAGAAGCAGAUAUCAUGUUCUCUGCAAUUAACGAACAAGACAGAUGGUUAUGUGGCGUUUAAGGUGAAAACCACGAAUCCAAAGAAGUACUGUGUUCGUCCUAACACAGGGAUUGUGCUGCCGAACUCUAGAUCUGAUGUUAUAGUCACAAUGCAAGCACAAAAGGAGACUCCUCCUGAUAUGCAAUGUAAGGACAAGUUUCUUAUUCAAUGUGUAGUAGCAAGUCCUGGUGCUACAACCAAAGACAUCACUGCAGAAAUGUUCAACAAGGAAUCGGGGAAUUAUGUUGAGGAGUUCAAGUUACGAGUAGUUUAUACACCUCCACCUCGGUAUCCAUCACCCGUGAGGGAAGGGUCUGAGGAGGGUUCUUCUCCAAGGGGUUCAAUAUCUGACAAUGGUGCUGUAAAUCAUCUUGAAUAUAAUGCACCUUCAAAGGAUCAGCUUGAUGGAUCAUAUGCUGAGGCUCAAGAGAACUCAUCUGAGGUAAAGACUCUUCUCUCAAAGCUGGCAGAGGAGAAAAACUCUGCAAUUCUGCAAAACAACAAGCUUCUCCAGGAACUGGAGUUAUUGAGACGCGGAAGCAGCAAAAAACAUGGUGGCUUAUCUUUGCUACAUGUCAUUCUCGUAGGCUUGUUUGGCCUUCUCGUUGGGUUCUUUCUGAAGAGAACAUGAGCGCGAUUAUUUCCUACUAUGGGGGAUCAACUGUUGAGUUUCACUAAAAAAUCAAUUGGUAAAAUUUAGUGUAUGAUCAAUGUGUAGGAAAAUGCUUUGUUUUGCAUUUAUCCCUUUUCUUUUUUUCAGU
Molecule: messenger RNA, 1023 nt
Organism: Impatiens glandulifera
Lineage: Eukaryota; Viridiplantae; Streptophyta; Magnoliopsida; Ericales; Balsaminaceae
Product: vesicle-associated protein 1-2
Exons: 8
Coding region: 162-893 (243 amino acids)
Biological process (GO): endoplasmic reticulum membrane organization
Cellular component (GO): plasma membrane; endoplasmic reticulum membrane
Source: RefSeq, a predicted model, not a curated record